CGUUCCCGGAAGCGCGCCGAGCUCCAGCCCGGCCUGGCAGUGCGCGGGCUGCGAUCUGCAUUUGCAGAACUGAGGAUGCUGUGGUGCUCUUUCCAUGAGCUGGUCACCAAGUCUGUCUAUUGCAGGCCUUCCUGAUCCUCUGGCUGUAUGGAGACUCCACUGUGCUGCUUACCAAGUGUGGUUCCAGUAGGCCCCAUGGUGGGUCUGAUGCUGUGGUGAGAGGAGCUGAAUAACAGGAAAGAACCUCAGCCUUGGCAUCAGACAGUUCUGGAUUCAGAUCCCACCUCCCUCCAGCUGUGCCUGUGUCCUGAUCUGUGGCGUCCUACUUUCUCGGUUAUAAGGGUAUAACGCGGUGACAGCAGGAAAGCCCUGGAAGUGGAGCCUGGUGUGCACAAAGGAUGAAGUGUGUGUUGGUGGCCACUGAGGGUGCAGAGGUCCUCUUCUAUUGGACAGACAAGGAGUUCGAAGAGAGUCUCCAGCUGAAGUUUGGGCAGUCAGAAAAUGAGGAGGAAGAGCUCCCCGCCCUGGAGGACCAGCUCAGCACCCUCCUUGCCCCGGUUGUCAUCUCUUCCAUGACAAUGCUGGAGAAGCUCUCAGACACAUACACCUGCUUCUCAACAGAAAAUGACAACCACCUAUAUGUCCUUCAUCUGUUUGGAGAGUGUCUGUUCAUCGCCAUCAAUGGAGACCACACGGAGAGUGAGGGGGACCUUCGCCGGAAGCUGUGUGUGCUCAAGUACCUAUUCGAGGUGCACUUUGGCCUGGUGACCGUGGACAGCCAGCUCAUCCGAAAGGAGCUGCGGCCCCCAGACCUGGAGCAGCGUGUCCGGGUGUGGGAACACUUCCAGAGCCUGCUGUGGACCUACAGCCGCCUACGUGAGCAGGAGCAGUGUUUCGCUGUGGAGGCUCUGGAACGGCUGAUUCACCCCCAGCUCUGUGAGCUGUGCAUCGAGGUGCUGGAGCGGCACGUUGUCCAGGCUAUCAAUGCCAGCCCCGAGCGGAGUGGCGAGGAGGCUCUGCAUGCCUUCCUGCUUGUGCACUCCAAGCUGCUGGCCUUCUACUCCAGCCACAGCGCCAGCACUGUGCGCCCAGCAGACCUGCUCACCCUCAUCCUCCUGGUUCAGGACCUCUACCCCAGCGAGAGCACAGCGGAGGACGAGGCUCAGCCUUCCCCUCGCAGGCCUCAGGGUAGCCACAACAUCCCCAUGCAGCAACCCUGGAGCCCUCAGCCCCCAGGCUCGUCCCAGGGCAGUUCUGCGGAGACGGAGACAGACAGCUUCUCCCUGCCCGAGGAGUACUUCACACCAGCCCCUUCCCCUGGCCAGCAGAGCUCAGGUAGCACCAUCUGGCUGGAAGCGGGUACUCCGCCCACUGACACAUCCCAGAUAUCGGAGGACACCCUCCAAGCUCUAGUGCUGCCUCCUGCUCCUCCUAGCCCCAGACGGAUCUUCCUGGAUGCCAGCAUGAAGGACAGCUACUGCCCCCUGGUGCCGCACACCAUGUACUGCCUGCCCCUGUGGCCGGGCAUCAACAUGGUGCUCCUGACCCGGAGCCCCAGCACGCCCCUGGCGCUGACCCUGUACCAGCUACUAGACGGUUUCUCCCUGCUGGAGAAGAAGCUAAAGGAGGGCCCAGAGGCUGGGGGCACCCUAAGGUCCCUGCCUCUCCUAGGAGACCUACGCCAGAGGAUGGACAAGUUUGUCAAGAAUCGCAGUGGACAGGAGAUUCAGAGUACCUGGCUGGAAUUUAAGACCAAGGCCUUCUCUAAAAGUGAGCCAGGAUCCUCCUGGGAGCUGCUCCAGGCAUGUGGGAAGGUGAAGCGGCAGCUGUGCGCCAUCUACCGUCUGAGCUUCCUGACCAUGGCCCCAGGCCGGGGAGGCCCAUACCUGCCCCAGCACCUGCAGGACCAAGCCCAGAAGCUCAUGCAGGAGAAGCUACUGGACUGGAAGGACUUCCUGUUGGUGAAGAGUAGGCGGAACGUCACCAUGGUGUCCUACCUGGAAGACUUCCCAGGCUUGGUGCACUUCAUCUACGUAGACCGCACAACUGGGCAGAUGGUGGCUCCGUCCCUUAGCAGCAGUGAAAAGACUUCAUCAGAGUUGGGCAAGGGGCCCCUGGCUGCCUUCAUCAAAACCAAGGUGUGGUCCCUGAUCCGGCUGGCACGCAGGUACCUGCAGAAGGGCUAUACCACGCUGUUGUUCCAAGAGGGUGACUUCUAUUGCUCCUACUUCCUGUGGUUCGAGAAUGACAUGGGGUAUAAGCUCCAGAUAAUCGAGGUGCCUGUCCUCUCUGAUGACUCAGUGCCCAUCGGCAUGCUGGGAGGAGACUACUACAGAAAGCUCCUGCGCUACUACAGCAAGAGCCGCCCAGGCGAGGCGGUCAGGUGCUAUGAGCUGCUGGCCCUGCACCUGUCAGUCAUCCCCACGGACCUGCUUGUGCAGCAGGCCAGCCAGCUGGCCCGGCGCCUCUGGGAAGCCUCCCGCAUCCCGCUGCUCUAGGCCAGGGUGUCUGCCAGGGCACCUCAUUCCCUACCCACUUGCCAACAUUGCCCAUGGCAAGAGCCUCCUCCUGAGGAUGGGCAGAGCCCUCAGGCAGCCCAGGCCUCCUGAACUCCACCAAGACCGCCCUCCAUGUGGGAUUCUGAGCCCCUCAAUCCUUCCCUCCGGAGGGAGAGGGAGGCCAAGGGUUCUCAGAACUGCGGUGGCUGUCAGCUUAGAGCUGGCAAGGGCUCCUUUGCCAGAGCUUCUCCCCGCCCCCCUCCCCAGGGCCUAUGGCUGUCUGAAGAAAUCCCUUUCUGCUGUCAUCUGAGUGGGGGAAGCUCACUGGGCAAGCCAUUUCCUACCCUAGGUCAAAGGUAUUCCUUUCGCUGGUAUGAAUUCCAGCUCUGCCACCUUCUCUCUGUGGCCCUGGCAAGUUUCUCAGACUCUAACCCUCUUCCUCACAUGUAGAGUGGUAACACCUUCCUCUCAGGGUGGGUCUGAGGAUCGCUGAACACAUGGCAGGUGCUCAAUAAAUGGUGGUUAUUGUUGUCAUUCAAA
Molecule: messenger RNA, 3038 nt
Organism: Otolemur garnettii (small-eared galago)
Lineage: Eukaryota; Metazoa; Chordata; Mammalia; Primates; Galagidae
Gene: HPS1
Product: HPS1, biogenesis of lysosomal organelles complex 3 subunit 1
Exons: 21
Coding region: 399-2498 (699 amino acids)
Biological process (GO): vesicle-mediated transport; melanosome assembly
Cellular component (GO): BLOC-3 complex
Molecular function (GO): guanyl-nucleotide exchange factor activity
Source: RefSeq, a predicted model, not a curated record